CCCCUGAGCACGAUGUCCGCACCUCCCGCCAGCAAUGGGGUGUUCGUGGUCAUCCCGCCCAGCAACGCCAGCGGCCUCCGCCAGCCCCCCGCCAUCCUGCCGCCCUCCAUGUGCCAGCCGCCAGGGAUCGUGCAGUUCGAGGAACCACCGCUGGGGGCGCAAGCGCCCCGGGCCGCCCAACAGCCCGACCUGCGUCCGGUGGAGACAUUUCUGACCGGAGAGCCCAAAGCUUUAGGGACCGCGCAGAUCCUCAUCGGACUGAUCCACCUGGGCUUCGGCAGCGUGCUGCUCAUGGCCCGCCGCGGCCACCUGGGGAUGCUUUUCAUCGAAAGCGGCGUCCCCUUCUGGGGAGGAGCCUGCUUCAUCAUCUCUGGGUCCCUCUCUGUGGCAGCCGAGAAGAACCACACCAGCUGUCUGGUGAGAAGCAGCCUGGGGACCAACAUUCUCAGCGCCAUGGGGGCCUUUGCUGGGACGGCCAUUCUGCUCAUGGAUUUUGGUGUCACUAACUGGGAUGUGGGCAGGGGCUAUCUGGCCGUGCUCACCAUCUUUACCAUCCUGGAAUUCUUCAUUGCAGUCAUUGCCACCCACUUUGGGUGCCAAGCCACACGUGCCCAAGCCAACACGUCUGUGAUUUUCCUGCCAAAUGCCUUCAGCACAGACUUCGACAUCCCCAGCCCAGCAGCCUCCCCGCCCCCUGCCUAUGACAAUGUGGCAUACAUGCCCAAGGAGUCCUCAGAGUAGCCGGCUGUGACUCACAGGUUGGAGUCCAGCCUUUACCCUCUCCUCUGACUCCCCACCCCACCUUGUUCACACAGGGCAGCCUUCCCCAGCUGUCCCCUUCACGCCACACAUAUCCUGGCACUGAGUGAAGCCUUCCCCAGUGUUUUCUUUCCUAAAAGAUGCCAGGCUGAUAUCCAGGGUUCAUGCCCCUCAGUCCCUGAGCCCUGCCCACCCUUCCAGGGAUGCCCCUGGUGCUGCUCUGCAUUUCUCUCUGCUCAUUAGGUAAAAUCCUGACCUUGUUGGAGACUCAGACUGAGGCCUGGCCUAGCCCACAGGUCUUCAGAAGUUCAUUAAGUUCAGAACCCAGAAUGUUCCAGAAUGGAGUGGUACACAGUGAAGGUGGCCUCCCUUCCCAGGGUGGCUAGGGACCCUUCUGUGCCUUUCUGUGCUCCUCCCUGACCCCCACUCCCUGAGGAACAAGGAUGUCCCUGAAGGUUUCCAUGGGAUCUGGAUCUCCCAGGGACAUGGAGACACUU
This is a messenger RNA of Sciurus carolinensis (gray squirrel), 1256 nucleotides long. RefSeq names its product membrane spanning 4-domains A15 (gene Ms4a15). NCBI's taxonomy places the organism in Eukaryota, Metazoa, Chordata, Mammalia, Rodentia, Sciuridae. The transcript is spliced from 6 exons. Gene Ontology annotation, biological process: cell surface receptor signaling pathway. Bases 13 to 741 code for a protein of 242 amino acids. Gene Ontology annotation, cellular component: plasma membrane. The record is from RefSeq and is a predicted model, not a curated record.